AUGACAGAAAAACAAGAAAUAACAUUCGAUUGCAAAAUCUGUAACGAUGAUUUUGAUGAUGAAACACCCGAUUUGAUCCCUCGAAUUCUGACAAAUUGUGGUCAUACGAUUUGUGAUAAAUGUGCAAACCAAAUGCUGAUUAAAUCGAGAAUAAUUUGUCCUUUUGAUAGAAAAGUUACUGUUUUAGUCGGCGACCAUGCUAGCGGUCUUCCGAAAAACUUCUUUUUGGUGGGACUGAUUCAAGAACGCAAAAAACUUACUGAGUAUACCGAAUAUGUCCCAAAGCCUGGUGAUUUUGAAAGAAAAAAAGAAACAUGCAUCGAGAAUCCGUGCUUUCAAAAUUAUAAACAUAAAGCUGUUUUCUUUUGCGAACAAUGUGAUGAGGACUUUUGUGAAAGUUGCUUCAUCUCACUUCACCGCCCUAAAACGUUCGCCACUCACAAAAAAACUCUGAUCACAGAGAAACCGUUGAAAUUGCCACAAUGUCCUGAACACCCUUACAAUAUUGCAGACCUUUGGUGUAAAGACUCGAACUGUAAAGUUGUCGAGAAAAGGAUGUGUCACACAUGUUUAUUGGCCGGUGAGCACAAAUCUCAUGAGUACGAACUGUUGAGGGAUCGGAUCAGGAGUAAUGUAGAAAAACUGAAGACUGAAAUAAAAAAGUCAAAAGAACACAUUGAGACUUACAAAGCCAAGAAGAGGCGUCUCGAAAACUGUAUGGAAACGUACAAUGAAAAGAACCCCUUAUAUUUGGAAUUAGUACAGAUGAUAUCAAACCAGUUCGAAGUCAAAAAAGUGAAUGCUUUGGAACAACUGAGACUAUUUUCACUCAGAAGGCAGAAAUGGUUUUUGAAGGAUAUCGAUUUUACUAAGGAUAAAAUAGAGGGAUUUGAAAACACCAUUUCGGAAGCUGUCAAGAAACUGAGAAAAAACCUUCAUGAGGUUGCAAACUUGAAUUUACCAGAAAAGUUGCCCACAUUCGAUUUAUUGGAAUUAAAGGACUUUCACUAUUCACUAACAAAGGAAAUGGAGCUGACCAUAUCGAUAAAGGGAAAUAAAAUUUUGUAA
Molecule: messenger RNA, 1068 nt
Organism: Caenorhabditis remanei
Lineage: Eukaryota; Metazoa; Nematoda; Chromadorea; Rhabditida; Rhabditidae
Exons: 6
Coding region: 1-1068 (355 amino acids)
Molecular function (GO): zinc ion binding
Source: RefSeq, a predicted model, not a curated record